GUGAUGUUUCGGUAUCUCCUAUGCCCAUGUAAUCUCCAAGUAAUCUUGAGAUUGUAGGUUUCUGCAAUCUUCGGCUCAGAAUCGUCUUGACUUGUACAUCUCCUCAUCGAAUCGUCUGCAAUCAACCAAUGACAAUGAGCACCAGUUCAGGCUCCCGUAUUGCCUGCGUGACUGUUGGACUUCCCGCAACUGGCAAAACCCUGAUCUCACAAAAAGUCUGCCGAUAUCUCCAAUGGCUUGGUAUCACGACCAAAAUUUUCAACGUCGGCAACUAUCGCCGAAAGCUUCAUGGAGCGCACCAGCUACACAACUUCUUUGACCCGACCAAUCCUGAUGGCGAGCGUUCCCGUCGCGAGGCUGCUGUCGAAGCAUUGAACGAUAUGAUUUACUGGUUUAAGAAGGAACAGGGCGUCGUUGCGCUAUAUGACGCCACUAAUUCGACUCGAUCCAGAAGGGACAUGCUUUUGGCUGCCUGCAAAAAGCAUGAUAUUCAAGUCAUGUUCAUCGAGUCUAUCUGUGAGGACGAAGCCCUGGUGUUGCAUAACAUCAUGUCUGUCAAGCUGUCGUCGCCGGAUUACCAGGACAUGGACCCUGAGCAAGCCGUUGAGGAUUUCAAAGCAAGAAUCGUGCACUACAAGGAGGCAUACGAGACUAUCACGGAGGAGAAUCUGACCUAUAUCAAGUUGAUCAACGUGGGCAGCCAGGUUAUCAUUAACCACAUUCAGGGAUAUCUCCAGUCCAGGAUCGUCUACUACCUCAUGAACCUGCACAUCGCUCCCAGGAGUAUUUUUUUCAGUCGGCAUGGAGAGUCUCUGUACAACGUGAUGGGCAAACUUGGUGGCGAUUCGGAUUUGAGUGCGCGUGGCAAGCAGUAUGCCAAAUCACUGCCGCUGUUGAUCGCCACCCACCUCGGCAACUCUGACCAGUUGACGGUGUGGACCUCGACUAUGAAGAGAACAAUUGCAACGGCGGAGCAUUUGACAUAUCCCAAGCUUGCAUGGAAGGCAUUGGACGAGUUGGAUGCUGGUGUUUGCGAUGGCAUGACAUAUGAAGAGAUCGAGGAACAAUACCCAGAGGACUUUGCCAACAGAGAUGAGGACAAGUUCAAUUAUAGAUAUCGAGGUGGCGAGUCCUACCGCGAUGUCGUUCUACGACUGGAGCCUGUCAUCAUGGAGUUGGAACGACAGCGCAACAUCCUUAUCAUUGGACAUCAGGCGAUCUUGCGAUGCAUCUACGCCUACUUCAUGAACCACUCCCAUGAAAAAUUACCAUACAUCAAGAUUCCGCUCCAUACGGUCAUCCAGCUUACACCUCGAGCAUACGCAUGUGAUGAGAAGCGAUUCAAGGUCGAUAUCGAGGCUGUGGAUACGCACCGACCCAAGCCCAAAACUGGCGCAGUCAAGUCGCCUGCAGAUGCCGCUGUAGAUACGCCUGUCGAGGCAACGGCUCUAGAUGCCGUGCAGCAUCCGAUCGGAGAAGGAGAGAAGGAUAUCGGUGCUACCAUCACGACAACCUCGAUGUCGACGACUACCUUCAAAGACAUCGCAUUCCAACGCAGCAAGAGUAUUCACCGGUCUUCCAAGGACGCCGGCACCAAUGCAGACUCGACCAAUAGACAGGCUAAGGUGCUGCAAUCUGCACUCGUUGAUGCCGCAAUAGCCGACUCGUCUGCCAACCCGGCUGUCGCACUGCCGUUGGACCAGAUAAACACGCCAGGUGCAGAUCCAAAGGAUAUGCCUAAGAACAACCUCGAUGGUGCGUUUACACCUCCCACAAGUUCACAGCCAGAUGGUACAUCAGGUGGCGAGUCGCAGUCAUACUUCACAGAGGUCAAGAAUGAUGGGUCAGCGUACGCAGCAGAGCCAAACCUCUCCAUAAAGACCAAGGACUUGAUAUCGACUCCUCCAAUGGCUCGUCUUAAGAGUGACGCCCUUAAUCCGGCCUCAGCCUGGCAAGAGGGGCCCGAGUACGAGCUGACUGCAGGAGCGAGUCCUCGUGAUCCUGUGAUGAGCCCAGGAGGACGUCUCUUACCAAAGAAGCAGGACAACUAUCACUUUCCUUAAAUCGGAUGCCGUAUAUCCCGGGACAUGUGAAGCAAUGAUUCAUAGAUGCAGACGUGCAGUAGUCAAAGAUGUUGAUU
Molecule: messenger RNA, 2140 nt
Organism: Gamsiella multidivaricata
Lineage: Eukaryota; Fungi; Mortierellomycota; Mortierellomycetes; Mortierellales; Mortierellaceae
Product: 6-phosphofructo-2-kinase-domain-containing protein
Exons: 9
Coding region: 129-2063 (644 amino acids)
Biological process (GO): fructose metabolic process; fructose 2,6-bisphosphate metabolic process
Cellular component (GO): cytosol
Molecular function (GO): fructose-2,6-bisphosphate 2-phosphatase activity; 6-phosphofructo-2-kinase activity; ATP binding
Source: RefSeq, a predicted model, not a curated record